CCAGGAGUUAACAUACUUAUUGUUUCUAGCAGGGGCUGCAUGGUAUUUGUAUUUGAUCAUCAUCUUAAUGUUGUAUGAUCCUCACAGGUUCGCUGCUGCAGAAGAACACUGACUGGAUCGAAAUGAGACUCCUCACAGCUCUGGGCGCCCUGCUCGUACUGCACACCGCCACCUCCAGCAGGCUGGUGUGUCACAUGACCAACUGGGCCCAGUACAGGCCCAGCAACGGCAAAUUCACCUCGGACAACAUCGACCCCUUCCUGUGCACGCACGUCAUCUACGCCCUGUCCACCAUCAACAGCUUCAACCAGAUCACCCCCAUCGAGUGGAACGACGAGCAGCAGUUCACCGGCCUCAACCGGCUCAAGAAUGUUAAUCCUGUGCUGAAGACCCUGCUGUCAGUGGGAGGCACCGUCAAUGGAAUCAGCCCAUUCAUCGCCAUGGUUGCCAAGAUUGAGAGCCGUGCAACUUUCAUCAAGUCUGUCAUCAGUUACCUGCGCACCAACAACUUUGACGGGCUGAACCUGGCCUGGGAGUACCCGGGACACAAGGGCAGCGAGGAGCAGGACAAGGAGAGGUUCACCCUGCUGGUGUCGGAGCUGGCCAAGGCCUUUGAGGACGAUGCUAGGGAGAACAGGAAGACCCCGCUGCUGCUGACGGCCAACGUGGCUGCCUUCAGGCCCAACAUCGACCGAGCCUACGAGGUCCAGAAGAUCGCACUUCACCUUGACUUCAUCAAUGUCAUGACCUAUGACUACCACGGGCACUGGGAGGCAGUGACCGGACAAAACAGCCCCCUGUACGGCAGCUCCAUGGACUCCGGCACACACAUUCAUCACAACAUCAACGCUUCCAUAUCUCAUUGGCUGGUGAAAGGGGCCCCAGCUGAGAAGCUGCUGUUGGGUUUCCCCACCUACGGACGCACCUACCGUCUGAGCACCGGGGCCACCGGCCUGGGGGCCCCGUCCAACGGCCCCGCAGACGCCGGACCCUACACUCGCACCGCCGGAUUCUGGUCCUCCUACGAGAUCUGUGCCUUCACCCCCGGUGCUAAUGUUGAGUGGAUCUCUGAGCAGCAGGUCCCCUAUGCCACCUAUGGCAGUGCCUGGCUGGGCUACGACAACAAGCGCAGCUUCUCUUCCAAGGUCCAGUACAUGACUGCCAAAAACCUGGGGGGGGCUCAUGUGUGGACUCUGGACAUGGAUGACUUCAGUGGAUCCUUCUGCUCAGACGGAGCUUACCCUCUCAUCAACCACCUCAGGGUGUCAAUGGGUUUCCCCUCAAAGCCCACCACCACCCCGGCCCCCGCCACCACCAGAGACCCUAUUGCAGAAUUCUGCCGUGGACGUCCUGAUGGCCUGUAUGAGAACCCCACUAAUGAGAAGACUUACUUCCAGUGCUUCCAGGGGUACACGUACCUGCAACACUGCCAGGUCGGCCUCAUCUACUGGGACUCCUGCAAGUGCUGCAGCUAUCCCUGAGCACCCCCCCCCCACACACACACACACACACACACACACACACACUCACACACACACACACACACACCGAGCACACUGCUUUUUCAACAAAUAAAUCAAUCAUCAUUAUGACCUGAUACAUGGCUCAUUGACUUUUAUUCUUGCGUUUUACAAGAUAAUCUGACAUUUUUCUAUAUUAUAUAAACAUUUCAUUUCAAAUUUCAAUAAUAAAUAAUUGUUAUACUCUGCUUCCUGACACUUAUAUCAGUCAAGCUAUUUUCAAGUAAAGGUUCAAAUUCCAUUACUCUACAAAACACACUCAGCUGUUUUCUGUCUCUCGGUGAACCUAUUAAUAAUGAGCUGGCUAUAAAUAAAGUGUGUAUUCUAGAAUGAAA
This is a messenger RNA of Gymnodraco acuticeps, 1855 nucleotides long. It is a transcript of the gene chia.1, whose product is annotated as chitinase, acidic.1. The transcript is spliced from 11 exons. Lineage: Eukaryota; Metazoa; Chordata; Actinopteri; Perciformes; Bathydraconidae. The record is from RefSeq and is a predicted model, not a curated record. Bases 75 to 1481 code for a protein of 468 amino acids. Gene Ontology annotation, molecular function: chitin binding; chitinase activity. Gene Ontology annotation, biological process: chitin catabolic process; carbohydrate metabolic process. Gene Ontology annotation, cellular component: extracellular region.